AUGGGGGCAUCACUAUCAAAUUUGACCGAGAACGGGCCGGGCCUUGGCGACAUACCGGAGAACUGCGUGGCGCGCGUGUUCCUCCACCUCCCGCCGCCUGAGAUAUGCAACCUGGCUCGGCUCAAUCGCGCCUUCCGCGGCGCCGCGUCGUCGGACGCAGUCUGGGAGACCAAGCUUCCGCCCAAUUACCACCACCUCCUCGGCCUCCUGUCUCGGCCCGACGUCCAUCGGAGCCUCCGGAAAAAGGACGUUUUUGCCCUCAUAUCCCGGCCCCUCCCUUUUGAGGACGGCAACAAGGUGGUGUGGGUGGACAAGUUCACAGGGAGAGUCUGUGCUUCAAUAUCGGCCAAGGCAAUGGCAAUCACAGGCAUUGAGGACAGGAGAUAUUGGAAUUGGGUACCAACCGAGGAAUCUAGAUUUAGUGUUGUGGCCUAUUUGCAGCAAAUAUGGUGGUUCGAAGUUGACGGCACUGUAAAAUUCCCCUUACCGCCUGAUUUAUACGCACUGUCUUUUAGGAUUCACCUCGGCAGAUUCUCCCGAAGGCUCGGCCGACGCGUUUCCAGUUUCGAACAUACUCACGGAUGGGACAUCAAGCCCGUGCGUUUCGAGUUCUCUACUUCAGAAGGCCAACAGGCAUCGAGAGAGUGCUUUCUAGACGAUCCACAACAAGAUGACAAUAGCAAUAGCAAUAGCAAUAACUAUACGAAUACGAGUCUCAAACGUGGCUUCUGGAUAGAUUACAAGGUUGGUGAAUUUACUGUCAGCCAAUCGGAUUACGAAACAGAGGUGAAAUUUUCUAUGAAACAAAUCGACUGCACGCAUUCGAAAGGCGGGCUCUGUGUCGAUUCUGUUUCGGUUAUUCCAGUUGAGUUGAAAGAGCACAGAGGAAGAGGGGUUUUGAAGUAG
This is a messenger RNA of Striga hermonthica, 906 nucleotides long. Lineage: Eukaryota; Viridiplantae; Streptophyta; Magnoliopsida; Lamiales; Orobanchaceae. The record is from the annotation of a GenBank genome assembly.